Molecule: messenger RNA, 2670 nt
Organism: Pantherophis guttatus
Lineage: Eukaryota; Metazoa; Chordata; Lepidosauria; Squamata; Colubridae
Gene: MTCH2
Product: mitochondrial carrier 2
Biological process (GO): positive regulation of apoptotic process
Cellular component (GO): mitochondrion; membrane
Source: RefSeq, a predicted model, not a curated record
CGAUGGAGCCUUUUUUUUUUUUUCUCCAUUUCAAGUGCGAGUUGCGCAACUCAAAGGCGAGGCCAGAUCGAUAAGAAAACGCCAACUUCGUGCAGCCGACCGCCAUCGCCGUCCUCAAGACACCUUUCAAGGCGCAUCUAUCAUUCGCUCCAGGGAAUCUUGGGCCAAGGACGAUUUGUCACUCCUUUUUUUUUUUUUUUUUAAUCGGAAGAUCUGAUUUUAUAGGCGGCGGCUCCUCCUCCUCCUCCUCCUCUUCGGGCCUAACUUACUCCUCAGGUGGCGGAAACCGGAACCCUUUGGACCCGGAACUGAUCGAAAGAGGGAACGAAGAAGCAUCGGCGGCAGGAGCCCUUUCCCCCACUUUUUUUUUGUCCUCCGCCGCAGGUCACGUGGUCGUAUCACGACCGCUCCUUCUUCCUCUGUUCUCCCCCCCCCCCUCUCUCUGCCUCCCCCCCUCCCCCGCGGCGGAGAGCCCGGUGCGGCUGCAGCGCAGCAUGGCGGACACGACCUCCCAGGUGCUGCUGGGCUCCGGCCUCACGGUGCUCUCGCAGCCGCUCAUGUACGUGAAGGUGCUAGUGCAGGUGGGAUAUGAACCCCUUCCGCCAACUCUGGGAAGAAAUAUUUUUGGUCGGCAAGUCUAUCAACUACCUGGUCUCUUUGCUUAUGCAAAACACAUUGUGAAGAUUGAUGGGAGGGCUGGACUCUUCAAAGGUUUGGCUCCUAGACUCUGGUCAGGAGCCAUUGGCACUGUAGUACACAGUAAAGUUUUACAGCAAUGCCAGAAUGCUGACCAAAGUGAGGAAUUAGGGAAUACUCACAAAGAACCUGGAUCCUCUUUUGAUCAAGUUAUCAAGGAGACCUCUCAAGAGAUGAUUGCACGUUCUGCUGCUACACUAGUCACCCACCCAUUUCAUGUGAUCACCUUGAGGUGUAUGGUGCAGUUCGUUGGCAGAGAGACCAAAUACAGCGGCGUGUUUAGCUCUUUUGUCACCAUAUACCGGGAAGAGGGAAUCUUUGGAUUUUUUGCGGGCCUGAUUCCCCGUCUGCUUGGAGACAUCCUAUCCUUGUGGCUUUGUAAUAUGCUGGCCUACCUCAUCAAUACCUAUGUACUGGAGAAUGGGGUCUCCACCAUGACUGAGAUGAAGGGUUACUCUCAGGCUGUCACUGGAUUCUUCAGCAGUAUGCUGACCUACCCCUUCGUACUUGUUUCAAACCUAAUGGCCAUUAAUAGCUGCGGGCUCGCUGCUGGCCUCCCACCUUAUGCACCAGCGUACACCUCCUGGUUACAUUGCUGGAGCCAGCUGCAUGGGGAGGGCAACAUGAGCCGAGGCAACAGCCUGUUUUUCCGGAAGGUGCCUGCAGGAAAACGAUACGUGUGGGAUGAGAAGAGAUUUCAAUGAGUCUGCAGCCUUUUGUGGCUGCUUCAGAUACACAGAAUGAUGGCAGUGUGUUGAUUUCUAUACAGUUCUUUUUUUAAAAAAAUAAUCAUUUAACCUUGGGAAAUGGACUUGACUGUGAGCAUGACUUAAUGACAAAAGUAAAAGGGGAAAUCCUGUUCCCUCCUCUGAAACAUUGGGGUAAUUGCCAAAAAGCUGCCACACUCGUGUUGGGGUGGGGGAGGAAUGGAGGUUUACUGUUUUGUGAAGGGGGAUAUUUUUUUAACUUUCUCCAGAGAAAACCAUCUAUGUUGGGAAUACUCUUGCCCCUCAUGUUCUUGCUAUGCUACCCCAGGUAUUACUGCAACUUGGUUGCCAAGCCGUGGAAAUAAGCUGCUCCUGGAACAAGAUGGAUUCUGUUUGGCCUUGUGCAUUUUAUUUGCAGCUGCUAGAUCAAGUUGGGGAAUGUGGACCAAUUUUUUUUUUCCUUACCCAGGGAGAAAGUCAUUUCUCAGCCUUCAUUCUUUCAAACAUAUGGUUAAACAUUGCUUUAGUUAAGCCCAAAAGAUGAGUCUCUUUGUCUCUACAGAAGGUUCAGCAUUACCAGGAAGCAACUAGAGCUUGUGUUCUAUCACUGAGCAGAUUCAGAAGUCAUCUUUCGCUGCUUCUGCAAAAUGCUUGAGGGAGCUUUACUCUUGAUGGCCAUUGAAAGCAGAUGCCAUUUUCAAUAGAUCACAGUAUGGAUUAAGAAAUGCUCUUCCAAAGUCAACACAAAUGUUUAAGAAGGAAGAUCUAUUGUUAUGGAGAGAAAGCCACCUAAUUGUUUUUCUCCCACUCUGCCCACAAAUAAUCCCACAUCGGGAUAGCUUUAAUCUAAAUUGAAUUCUGUGCAAUACUUCAAUCGAAAGCUGAGCUUUGAAGCUUUGGGGCAUAAAAGUCUUUCAUCUGGCAUUCUUGUGGAACUUCUAAAUAAAUAACCAUUUUUUUGAAGAUGGCUAUUCUGCCCCAGGAAGGAAGGGGAUGAAGUAAGGUCAUUUGGGUACAAGAGAUUCCAAAAGAGGUGAGGUUACCCUUAUAGUUGUGCCUGGAAAAAAUGCUGUUCAAAAAUGUGAUCAUGAAACUUACUGGCAGUGCAGAAUGUUAUGGGGUUAAUUCAAUAUGCUCUUAAAAUUCUUUUAGAAUUUUAUAAUGCCAAUAAAGCUGUAAGUGUAAAUGGAGGACAUAAUUGAUAUACAUUUGUAAUAUGGUCCUACCAGCUACCUAAUGUGAUAGACCAUAAACUUGGUCCCUUGUC